Molecule: messenger RNA, 1267 nt
Organism: Dothidotthia symphoricarpi CBS 119687
Lineage: Eukaryota; Fungi; Ascomycota; Dothideomycetes; Pleosporales; Dothidotthiaceae
Product: 18S rRNA biogenesis protein
Exons: 1
Coding region: 50-1267 (405 amino acids)
Biological process (GO): endonucleolytic cleavage of tricistronic rRNA transcript (SSU-rRNA, 5.8S rRNA, LSU-rRNA); ribosome biogenesis
Cellular component (GO): nucleolus
Molecular function (GO): RNA endonuclease activity
Source: RefSeq, a predicted model, not a curated record
CCAACAUCACCACCACCACCCCGCCUCUCCCCACCAGCAACCUCGCAAAAUGGCUGCCGACGAAUCCCUCCAAGCGCCCCUCAACUUCUCGGGCCACCGCCACCUCAUAACGCGGCUCCUCCUCUCCACCCUCACCGGCCGCCCAAUUCGCAUCACAGCCAUCCGCUCCUCGUCGACGAACCCGGGCCUCACACGCCAUGAAACAAACUUCAUCCGCCUACUCGACGCCAUCACAAACGGCUCCCAGAUCCAGUUCAGCAUGACGGGCACCACGCUCGUCUACCGCCCGGGACUCAUCACCGGCUCAGCAGAAGGCCUCGGCGCAUCGGGCGGCGUCAUACGGCACGAGAUUCCACGGGAAUGCGCCAAACGGGGUGUGAGCUGGUGGCUAAUCCCCCUCUGCCUACUCUCGCCCUUCAGCAAAGGCAACGUAAACGUCAUCUUCCACGGCGAAGGCUGCGUAACCUCCUGCACCCAAGCCGGCGACGUCUCCGCAGACACGGUCCGCACCGCGCUCCUCCCGCUCUACAAAUCCUUCGGCAUAGACCGCAGCAUCGAACUGCGCAUCCUCAAGCGCUCCUGCGCCCCCUCCCCCGCCAAAAGCGCAGGCGGCGAAGUCCAACUCGUCUUCAACCACCAAGUCCGCCUGCCCAAAACCCUGCACUUGCUCAACCCAGGCCGCGUCAAGAAAAUCCGCGGCGUGGCGUACUGCGUCGAAGUCCCCAAGACAAACAACGAGCGCAUGAUCUUCGAGGCGAGAGGCAUCCUUAAUAAAUUCGUCCCAGAUACGUACAUUUUCUCCGACGCUUCCCCCGCGCCCCUCAUCCCCACACCCGCGCAGAAGGGCACGCCCGCACAGAAAGUAAAAGGCGCGGUCGGCUUCGGCCUCAGCCUCGUCGCUGAGUCGAGCACGGGAUGCAUAUACUCGGCUGAUGUGUGUUCGCCGCCUGAAGGCGGCGUCCCUGCGGACGACAUCGGGAGGCAGUGCGCGUACCAGCUUCUCGAGAAGAUUUCACAGGGCGGAUGUGUUGAGAGCGUUGCUGCGCCGACGAUCUUGAUGCUCAUGGCUAUGGGUACGGAGGAUGUCGGCCGCGUUGGUCUCGGUAGAGAUGUGCUCGCUACCGAGGAGGUUAUACAGCUCGCGCGCGACUCUAAGGUGUUUGGCGGGAGUGGCUGGGGGUUUCGAGAUGCGGGUGAGGGGAAGGAGGAGGUUGUUGUUAGUGUUGUGGGGCGGGGCGUGGGGAAUGUCGGGAGGAAGGUUGCGUAG